GCGGCCUACGAGACUUUCUUCGCAGAGUUGAAUAAGAUCAACCGCGUCCUGGAGGAUGACAAGGGUUUGCUUCUGGAUGCCCUUCCGUGCUACCAUCGUCUGAAGGCGCAGAUGUUCGGGAUUCUGGACCAGACAACUGGCUUUGUUGUGGCGAGCAUCCGGAACCUUGGCAGCAAGUUCGCGUGGAUGAAUGAAAUACUAAAGACUCCGAUGGCUACUGGCCUGAGGCGAGAUGGGGAGGAGUUGCACCGCUUGGCAACUGAGAAGAGCAUGAUCGAGCCGACGGUCAUUGAUCCUUGA
This is a messenger RNA of Symbiodinium necroappetens, 300 nucleotides long. NCBI's taxonomy places the organism in Eukaryota, Dinophyceae, Suessiales, Symbiodiniaceae. The record is from the annotation of a GenBank genome assembly.